This is a messenger RNA of Cooperia oncophora, 432 nucleotides long. Lineage: Eukaryota; Metazoa; Nematoda; Chromadorea; Rhabditida; Trichostrongylidae. The record is from the annotation of a GenBank genome assembly.
AUGUUUAGCCUAUUGAUGUUAUUUGCAGCAGUUGAGAGUAGAAGUCUAUCUGAAAUUGUAUGUGAUUUGAAUCCUCGAAAUUGCAAGCCACAUAAAUCAAGUUCAAGGUCAGCGACCACUGUCAGGAGAUACCUACCGAUAGGCAGGCAGCUCGCAGCGCCAAGUGCAAGCGAGUUUGCCAGAUGGCAGAACUAUGAAAGAGGAGAAGCAGGCACAGGACUUGUCCCUGAUAUGGGACCUGGUUGGGGACCAGGUCUCGGGGACGUGAACAUUGCGACAGGUGUGGGUGUCGAAACACCUGUAGGUGGCCUUGGUAUCCGUCGUGAUUUCGAUCUCGCUUUUGGAGGAUCUGGACGAAGCGGUGGACGAAGUUUCGGCUUUGGUAAUGGUUACCAGAGGCAAAUUGGAGCAGCUCCAUGGGCAUGGCCGUAA